CUACUUCUCCAUCACCUCAGCCCCCCACCUCUGCCGACCAUCACCUUAAUCACCAUCCACCACACCUCCAUGCACCAAACCCUUUCUCCACCUACCAACUCCGCCGAAAUCCAUCAUCACCAACUUCAGCCCCAUCUCCAAGCACCAUCACUAUCAAAUCCCAUCACCACACCAAAUCAGCUCCAAAAUUCCAUGCCUCCAUCUCACCCCAUCAACACCAACUUCACGCCACACCAUCAUCAUUUUCACGCAUCAUCGGAGGAAGCAAGCAGCAACACAUCAACCUCAGACUUAAUUUCGGCUGACUUUCUCCCAGGUUUCAUUGUUUUAUUUAUUUUUGAGAUGAUGUGUAGCCGCCGUACUAUUUAAUUUAAUUUUAUUCAUGAUUGUGACUUUUUCAUUAGUUGAUAUUUAAUAUUCUUGUUUUUAUUCCAUGUGAGUAUUUGAUCAUCACUUCCAUGGAAGAAAAUUGAUCCGGUAUUUGGGUAGAAGGUAAAAAGAAUCUGUCACUUCCUGGAUCUCUCCUUUUCUUUAUCGAAUUAGGGCUUACCUGGUAAUUUACUUGUAUAUAUAUGGGUUUGAUGGAGGUGUUUAACUCGAUAUUAGUCGUAACAAUUAGGGCAAGAAUCUACGGUAUCAAUUGAAAAUCUACUAGGUUUGUGUUGUUUUGAUUUUUUUUUUUUUUUUUUAAUUUGAAUUUGAGGUGAGAACGAUGAGGACAAUCUGCCGUGGACCUGGACGCUUAUCCUCUAAGGCGAAAACGGUUGAUCCGAGCUCUAGUGGAAGUGAAUCAGGCUCUUGUGAUGAUGAUGUGAUUGAAGAGAUUUACCUUCAUCCGGAUGGGUCUUUUCCGGAGUAUGGCCCUGCAUUUGAAAAGGGAACCACAACUUUAGCUUUUAUUUUCAAUGAAGGAAUAAUGGUAGCUGCUGACCAUUCAAGGAAUUUGUCAAAUUCUGCGCCAAACGUUGUUGAACUCCAUUCUCACAUGCUUGCCACUCUAUCUGGAGGUAGCGAAAGUAUGCUCCGAGAACUGCAACAGAAGUGCCACCAACAUGAAGUUAAUGAGGGAAGAAGACCUGAAUUUGGAGAGGUAUUGAAGUGGCUGCGCCAGACCCUCUCUUCUUAUGGUGAGAAGGAACUGCCAUCAGGAAUAUUGAUCGCAGUGUGGGAUGAAAAGAAACCUGGCCUGUAUCGCAUCAGGGGUAGGGGAGAAGUGCUUGAAGAUUCAAUUCUUGCUACUGGAUCUGGUUCAGGAGGUGCUUAUGCUAUUUUGGACACCCAGCACCAUGAUGAUAUGUCCGAAACUGAAGCUGCGAAGUUGGCCAAUAGAGCACUUUGUGUGGCUGCACAUGCAGCUCCUAAAACUGGUGAUCUCGUUAGUGGUAUGUUUGUGAUCUCCUGGUCCCUUGUUUUCUUGAAAUGCUGGUUUUUUAGCUGAAGAUAAGUUCUUGUGUCUUUAUUUUGAAUUUCCCUGAUCAGUACUCUUCUUCUGUUUGCAAGUCUACCACCUUGGAAGGAUGGGGAGUGAGCAGCUCUUUACUGUUGAUGUGGUGGAAUGGCAAAAAGAGAACUUAAAAGUCCCAAGAUGCAAGUAUGUAGUUAUUGGACCCGGAUGGUGAAAUAUUGGUGGUGUGUGUUCGAAGUACACUUGGAUUCUUGCAGAUUGUAUAGCAGAGUGUGUAGGUGCCCUUUUAACAUGGAUUCUUGCAGAUUUUAGUAGUUCUUGUGUCAAUCUGCCAAUACAAUGUCUACUGUCUUUAAAGCAUAAAUUUUCAUCGCAUGGUGAUUUUGCACUAAAUUUGUUCAGAAUUUGUUUGGCGGAAUCACUUGUCUUACAAAAAUAUUGGUAGGAGUAGGAAUAGUACUAGUGGUAUCAAAGUGCAGGUAUUUUUAAAGGUGGAUAAUUUCAUUCUAAAUUGCCUGGAUGCUAGAAUUUAUUUUGGGAAAAUAACCACUUCUUUUGUAAACCAGA
This is a messenger RNA of Oldenlandia corymbosa var. corymbosa, 1972 nucleotides long. NCBI's taxonomy places the organism in Eukaryota, Viridiplantae, Streptophyta, Magnoliopsida, Gentianales, Rubiaceae. The record is from the annotation of a GenBank genome assembly.